AUGGGUGGAGUUGAUAAAGAUGAUGAACAGCUCUUUGAUUCUGACUCUUUCUUAUGCAACUCUGACGAUGAUGAUAAUUCUGAAGAGGAUUCAACUUCAUCAUCUCCAGAUGCUACCUCUCCCACUUCCCUGACAGCAAACAUGAAUCCAAAUGGAGCCCUGUUUGAGUUAUCUGCACUCAUGGAGCAUUUGCCUGUCAAGAGAGGAUUGUCCAAACACUACCAAGGGAAAUCACAAUCCCACACAUCACUCUCUGCUGUUAGCAGCAUAGAGGACCUGCCCAAGAAAGAGAAUCCUUAUAAGCGAAAGAUGAUAAAGGCAAGCAAGAGCCAUGCCGGCGGACUGGAUGGGAGCAAGAGGUCUGCUAAUACACCAAGAUCUUGA
This is a messenger RNA of Zingiber officinale, 384 nucleotides long. RefSeq lists its product as uncharacterized. The record is from RefSeq and is a predicted model, not a curated record. The transcript has 2 exons. NCBI's taxonomy places the organism in Eukaryota, Viridiplantae, Streptophyta, Magnoliopsida, Zingiberales, Zingiberaceae. Bases 1 to 384 code for a protein of 127 amino acids.